This is a messenger RNA of Paramecium octaurelia, 3312 nucleotides long. Lineage: Eukaryota; Ciliophora; Oligohymenophorea; Peniculida; Parameciidae. The record is from the annotation of a GenBank genome assembly.
AUGAACAUAGACUAAUUAUUAAAUGUUGUGGCUGAGAGGAUGGAUGAGUUCGAUAUCGGUAGUGUUGUAUAGCAUUAUUUGUUCGAUUUGGCUCAGAUGGUGGAUGACAAUUAAAACUAAGUAAUUGAUUUGCAAAGUUUUGUAACAUUUUAUGUGUAACGAAUGGAGGAGAGUGGUUUGGAUGGAUUAAUUACUAUAACAAGAUUAUUAUAAUUUUAUCAGGAUGUGCGAUCACAAAUCCAAUGCUCUGUAUAAUUAAAGCAUAUCACAGACUAUUUGAUUUCAAGUGCCGAAUAAUUGGAUAUUCAUUUCAAUAAGAAGUUUCUUCCUAAGCAUCAGAUCAGAACAAAAAAGCGUUAACUAAUAGCUUCAGAAAUAUCACCACCAGAAAUACUGGGGUUGAAUCAGGAUAUGCUUAGGAGGAUAGUGAAUGAUCUAAAGACAAUUGACACCAACAGUAAGACAUAAAUAAUCUAGGCGAUCGCACAUUAGAAUGAACUGUUUCUAUUGAUGCAAUUUCAAGAGAGGAUAAGUUUAUUUGUGGGUUUUGAGUUUCAAAAGUUUAUUAAUCUAAAAAAGAAUGAUGAAGGCAAUUAUAUACAGUUUAUUAGUUAUGGCAAUGAAAGAUUGGGAUGCGUGAUGCGUGAUUUAACAAUUGUGUUUUGGGAUCAGAGUGAUGGCUACUAAUUUGAUUACAAAGUAGAGAACAAUGUGGAGAUCUCCAAAUUGAGAUAUCUUCAUCUCUAAGAUUAAUGGAUAAGUGUAAAUAAACAGAAUUAAAUAAUGAUAUGGAAUUUAGAAACUGCCAACUAUACAUGUAUAACUCAAUAGAUAAAUUCAAUUACAGAGAUCUGCGAAAUAGAUCAUCUUCAAAUGUUAUUGGUGAUCUCCAAUCCCAAUAUAAUCAACUGCUUUGAUAUGUUCGAACAGAAAUUCCUCUUUAGAUUCUCCACUCUCCACAACAUCAUAACCAAUGUCAAGUAUUCGAGAACAUUUCAAUUGAUAUUUACUAUUGGUCUGGAUAGUUAAAUAUGUUGUUAUCAAUUGCACACCAAAUACAAUGACCAAAAUUUGAAAUGCUAAUUAAAAGGUCAUUUAUAGACUAUAAGUUGUAUUGAACUGCUUGAAAACACAUCGCUUUUGGUAAGUAUCGAUUGUAAAAACACUAUCAUACUGUGGGAUAUCAGAUCAUAAUAGAUUCAUUAACACAUUAAAUUGUAAACUAAAUUAAUGUCCAAAUAGUUAUUCUAUUACAAUAAGUGUUUGUGUCUCAUUACCACCAGGUUGCAGGCUUUGAGGUUUGAACAACAUGAUGACACACCCAAAAACACCAAAUUAAUUGAAUUGAUUUAUGAUCAAUGGAAUCAAAGGAAUAUCAUAGUAACAAGGACAGAUGUGAGAAUUCAAAAUUGCAUAAACGGGAAAAUUGAAUACAUCUUAUAAGACUUUAAGGACGAGAUAACCGCAGUUUGUCUCAUAGAACAUAACAAUUAUAUGAUAUUAGGCACAUCUGAAGGGCAUGUGAUGAAAGUGUUAAUUAAAAACGGAGAGAUCGUCCAAUAAUGGGAUUAAUUAUUCAAUGAGGAGAUCAUUAAAAUAGCAUAUGAUGAAACAUCCAAUUUGCUGCAUAUAUUUAAUAUUGACUCCUCUCUCAAAUGUCUACCAUUGCAACAUCUAAAUGUACGUAAAGACAAUGUGAUUGCCAAAGAUAAGAGAGCUCUCAGGUAAUUGAUGCAUCAUUCUUAAGUGAAUAUAUGCACAUUCAAUCUAUCUCAUGGGUUGUUGAUUACAAGUAACGAUGACUUUAUCACUAUAUGGAAUCUUGAAUAUUACUCAGUGGUUAUUCAAAUUCAAUUGGAAGAAUAGGCCAUUGCCACUAGUAUUGUGAUAUCCAAUAAUAGAUAAUACUUCAUUGUUGGCACCAAUCAAGCUUCAUUGUACUUUAUAUCGAUAACAUCCAAAAAUGAUCAUUAUGUAUGUGCGAUUGAGUCUAUUUUAAAUGUAGAAAGUGGUCUCCUGAUGUUGACCAGUAUCAACGAAAGAAACUAUGCCACUUAAAUGUUGAUAGAUGACAUUGACUUGAUUGUUGGAUUGAACAAUGGGUAUAUGUUGAAAUAUGACAUUUCUGAAUUGAAACUGCAACAUCAGGAUCCCAUCAACACCAAACCAAACUACAAUCCAUACCGAGUUAUUUAUCAUAAUAGUAUCUAAGAACACUUUAUUGAUAACUACAGAAUUCUCAACUCUUAUUUAGUUAAAGAUAUUAAUAUGAGCUAACACUUAAUAUAACUUCAACGAUCACCCAAUUAGAAAAUUAAGUAAAAGUUCAGAACAGGAAUGACUAGAUUGAGUGCAGUCAAAAAUAUGGCAGGCUAAUUCUAUGAUCAGCAUUUUGAAAAUCCAAAUUAAUCACCUACUUUGAGUGUUUCAAUUCACUCAGAAAGUGUAAUCCAAUUGUCAUACAUGCAAAUUGAUCCUUUUGAAGUACUCUUUUCUACCAAAACAUAACUUAUAAUUUCAGCUAGCAGUAAUGACAUUAUCAAAAUAAUAAAUAAAUAAUUUGAAGUGCUAUGUUUAUUUGAAAUUAACAAUCCCACUUCUCAUUUUUGGAAUCUCAAUGCUCAAACUUACAAAUUAAAAGCCCAUAUCCUUUUUGCUCUCGAAUUACUAAAGUCUAUUCAACACAAACUCACCAAAGAAAAAUAGAUGUCCUAUAAUAUUGACAACAUUUUAAGAGAAUGCUCCUUGAUUUACAUGAAGAAUAAAUACUAUCCAUCUAAAGCCUAGAGUCAUACUCUAACCAGUAAUCAAAACAACAUCACAAGCUCUCUCCCUGAUCUAAUCAACAAAAGCACUCAUUCUCUUAGAUUUUAUAAUGAAAAAAUCAAGUAUCAGAAACAAUAAUUGGAUAUCCAACAAUAGGAAAAACAAAUUGAGGAUUCAGCAAAGCAGAGGAACAGAUACUUUUAAACAUAAUAAUUACAAAGUCAAAAGAAGGAGAUUUUAGAUUACCUAAGAUCUGAUGAUAAACAAAAUGAGCAUGACGAUUUUGCUAAGACUUUGAUCAAUAUGCGUAUGAGAACAGAACCGAAGAGCAAUCUACAAAUCUCAAAGAUAACUCGAACUACCAAUUUUACAGAGAUGACCAAUCGUUCUCAAGUGAAAUUUCCUAAUCACAGUAAGGAAGUAUUCAAUUUGAUUAAGUAAGUUAUAUCUAGUCCAAGCAAAAGAUUCACAGCUCAAGAAAAAAGUGAGAUAAAAUCAAAAUUAAAAAUCCCGAAAAUGGAAAAGUUCAAGUCUAAAUUAUCUUGA